AUGUAUCGGCAAUAUAUUUUGACCAUUUUUUCUACAUUUAUUAUUCAUUACAGAGUGGAUGCUGAAUUGCCAAAUAAGAUGGCUCAUUUAGAUAUAAUGGAGAUGGAUAUUCCAAACAAUGAAAACUCUCCCAAUAAGGCUGAUGCUACAUCAAGAGUCUUAAGAAAAAGGAAGUCGCUUAUGCCCGAAAUUAAUAAAUCUAAUAAUCGUAGAGUUAGCAUGAAACCACGCAAACAUAUGACUGAAAAUGCAAAUCCCAAGCAAAUUGAAGCUCUUUAUUUAAACAGGAAAGUAAAAGCUUUAUCACAAACCUUGGAGACCAUUUAUGAAGAGCCUAAGACUGAAAACAAUUCCACAGAGACUUUAAUAGGAGGCAGAAAAGUUAAAAGACUACUUACAUUCCAAUUAGGUAAUCAAUACACAAAAGAUAAAAUAAAGAAACGAAGGGCUAAAAUUAAGAAACUCCUUGGCAAUAAAUCAUUUCUAAAUAGGAAGAAAAUACCUAUGCAAGUUUUUCUUAAGACAAUAGAGUGUCUAGAGCUAGAUGAAACUGUACAAAGUGAUACGAAAAUAUUGAGCAAUGAUAAAGAAGCAGCAUAG
Diatraea saccharalis (sugarcane borer) is the source of this 600-nucleotide messenger RNA. The record is from the annotation of a GenBank genome assembly. Lineage: Eukaryota; Metazoa; Arthropoda; Insecta; Lepidoptera; Crambidae.